Messenger RNA from Podospora anserina S mat+, 888 nucleotides. RefSeq lists its product as uncharacterized. The record is from RefSeq and is a predicted model, not a curated record. Lineage: Eukaryota; Fungi; Ascomycota; Sordariomycetes; Sordariales; Podosporaceae. The transcript has 2 exons. The coding region runs from base 1 to 888 and encodes 295 amino acids.
AUGCUCAUUGAAGAGUAUUGUCAAACCUGUGAAAUGGUCCAGUCUUUCUGGGACCAGUACUCAAACAACAAGUCAGCCAAAAACACAGUCAGACCGGCCAUUGAGUGGGUUGUCCUCUUGGACCCAUCAUACAGAAAUGCCGCAAUCGAACUCCUUAUGAAACCUCUCAACACCACCAAAGCAGCAGUCGGCAAAAUGAUGAACGGAAACCCGUACUUGGGCGUCUAUUAUGCGCUUUUCCAGCCAGGUCAUGGAGCCUUCCCGAAGCCAGAUUUUCUUGCGACUUAUCCACAGCAACUGUUUACCAUGGGCUCAGCUUCGAUCAAAUCCAAAGAGCCAACUUUGGUGGACCACCUUAGUCGGAUCGUGGCUUCAGACGUCACCGGAAACAGGGUGAGCAUGGCAAGCGUCUUUGAUAUUGAAACUCUUUGCUUGGCUCAGCUCAGGCUGGAUACCGAUAGGAAAGACCCUGUUCAAACGUUCAAGGACCUUCUCAUCUCUCUUACAUCAGAAAUCAAGGCUUUACCAACGUGGCUUCUGAAGAUGAAGGUUGAUUCGAAUAGGACAUUAGAUGAGAUGCUCGUUCCCACUCGCAGCUAUCUUGACAGUCUGCAAAAGGAUCAGUGGGCUAUCAAGAAGAAGCAUGGUGGCUCCACGUCUAGUGUCCCUUUCUCCAAGUUUCACAGAUACCCUGUUUAUUGUGGUCUGGAAGUACUUCAACUUAGAAUCUUUGGCCAAAACGUUGGUCUGGCUAUUGAGGAGAGGCUGGGUGGCAUCACCGCUGCCAUCCAACUGGGCAACGCAUUGGGCCAGGAGGGACACCUAGAAGGCCUCGACAAGGGCAAUCUCGGCGUCGUUUACAAAGCCCAAAAGCCUUUGAGCCUUUGA